ACUAGACAGCUCAAGAAACAUGAGGGUAUGCGCCAUUGUUGCCAUCUUCACAGUCUGCUGUCACUUGGUAAAUGCAUUUACUAUCACGGUUCCCAAGGACCUGUAUGAGGUAGAGUAUGGCAGCAAUGUCACACUGGAAUGCAGAUUCCCAGUAACACACCGGCUGGAACUGCUUUCGUUAGUUGUCUACUGGGAAAAGUACGACAAUCCAGUUAUUCAGUUUGUAGAUGGAAAGACAGACCUGAAGCAGCAACACUUAAUGGGGAGAUUCUGGUUGCCAAAGGAGCAAAUUUUAAUGGGAAAUGCUGGGCUUCAGAUCACAAAUGUGAAACUCCUGGAUGCAGGUAUUUACUGUUGCAUGAUCAGCUACGGUGGAGCAGACUACAAGCGGAUCACGCUGAAAGUCAAUGCCCCAUACCGAAAAAUCAACCACAGAAUUUCCAUGGAUCCAGUCACAUCCGAGUAUGAACUAACAUGUCAGGCUGAGGGCUACCCAGAAGCUGAAGUCAUCUGGACAAACAGUGACAAACAAACCCUGAUUGGCAAUACUACUGUCACCACCUCCCAGACAGAGGAGACUCUUUUCAAUGUGACCAGCACUCUGAGGAUCAACGCGACAACUAAUGAUGUUUUCUACUGUACUUUUUGGAGAUUACAGUCGGGGGAAAACCACACAGCUGAGUUGAUCAUCCCAGAACCACCUGCAGAAUUUCUCCCAAAUAAGAGGACUCACUGGGUACUUCUGGGAUUGCUACUGCUGUUUCUGGUAGCAUCCAUAGUCAUCAUCUUCUGCAUAAGAAAACAAGUGAGAACUCUAGACGUGGAAAAAUGUGACACCGAAGAUACAAACUCAAAACUCCAAAAUGAUAUGCAGUUCGAGGAGACGUAAGCAGAGCUGAGGACUCAGAUCAUCAAGGCGGGAUUGCCAGUCUGUGGGCUGUGGAGGAAGGGAUCCUUGACAUGUGGGGCCAAGGACUCAAAAUGGAACCUGGGAAGAGAAAAGAACAAAGAAAGUAUUGGAAGGGGAGCCUGGCACAAAGGACAUUUCUUCAGGAGACACCAAUCAGCAAGUUGUCCAUCUUGGAAAAGUGGCUUGAGAAUCCCCGACUUAACAUCUGGUCCUUGAAGAAGUGCCCUUUUCCUCCACUCAGUGCCUGGAUGGGAGAUGGAGAGUCGCAAGUGUUGAAGUGUGCGUGUUUUCUAUUUAUUUCGAGUGUGUGUGUGUACGUGUGUGUGCUUGUCGUGGGAGUGUAGUUGUGACUGAUGCAUUCUGAAGCCAUAAUAGAUGUUAAAAUGUAGUCACCAAACUCAACUGCUGCUGAUCACCUUGUCCAUAGGCUAGAAAGCAUGCACAUCUGCUAGGUACUUGGUGUCCUCUGUAACUACUGGUACAACCAGGACACACGGAGGACCCAAGAUUGGUUUGACAGGGCUCUUGCUGUUUGAGUGGAGUAAUCUUUAUUCUCAGUCCUCGAGGCUUGGUGGUAGUAGCUGUUCCGUUUAAGUGUCAGCUUCACAAGUACAAUCUCAUUUCAUCUCCAUAGUAACCCUCAUGUUAAUCUCUAUUAUAUUCACUUCACAGCCCAAGAAGUUGAGCAGUUAAGUAGCUUGCCCAUGGAACAACAGCUAUCAGAUCUCUUUCAGCCACUGUCCUUUGAGGAUACAAUUUGUAGCUAAGAAAUGAAUUUUAAAAAACGGCUUAUUAAGAAGCAUUGCAUAUCACACCAUGCCUCUUGUACUGUGCUGGCCCUUGAGCAUAGAUAUGUAAGCCAGAGUACUGGCUGGCUAUGCUUAUGCAUGUUCAAUACUCAAAGCAAUGCUCAUUAGCAAGAAGUCUAUAUUUAAAAGACUCUGGAAAGUAACUCUUGAGUUCCUUGUCUAACAUUAUAUUUAUCCCUGAUUUGUUAUCUUUGUCAUACAAUAUCAUGUCCUCCAUAUAAUAUCUAGUAUUGUUUAAAAGUUCUUUUUUUUAAAUCUUUCUAUCUAGAUAAUAUUGAGGGCUGGAGAGAUAGCUCAGCUGUAAAAUACUUUCCUCAUGAUAUGAAAUCCUGAGUUUGUUCCCCAGAACCCACAUAAAAAACAGUUGGGUGUGUCUGCAUGCUUUCGAUCCUAGUGCCAGGCAGGCAGAGGCAGGCAGAUCCCUAAUCUCCUUGGCUAGCUGGCCUAACCUGCUUGGUAAGCUCUGCCUUAUAAGAGCUGCUAUCUCAAAAAAAAAAAAAAAAUGAUGUAGACAGUGCCUGAGAAAUGAUGCCUACACAC
Cricetulus griseus (Chinese hamster) is the source of this 2259-nucleotide messenger RNA. Lineage: Eukaryota; Metazoa; Chordata; Mammalia; Rodentia; Cricetidae. The record is from RefSeq and is a predicted model, not a curated record.